Molecule: messenger RNA, 2078 nt
Organism: Hypomesus transpacificus
Lineage: Eukaryota; Metazoa; Chordata; Actinopteri; Osmeriformes; Osmeridae
Product: butyrophilin subfamily 1 member A1-like
Exons: 6
Coding region: 912-1805 (297 amino acids)
Source: RefSeq, a predicted model, not a curated record
CAACGUCAGGCUACAGAACAAGAUGGACUAGAAUCAGAAUAUUGGCCUAUAACAAAUAAGCGCCGAAAUCUCACUUCCAGCAGGAAUUCCACUCCCCUACGCGUGACUGGCGCAAGACCUGUUGCCAGAAAAACAAACAAACAAACAAGUAUUUUGAAAUGAAUUAAAACGUGUGUCUGUUAUUAUUUGGCAAAUGUAUUUGUAAAAGUGUCCUAAGAUGUAUUUGUGUUUGAAGUGGCGUUUCUCGUUUUGAAUCCGUGAUCGUUCAUAGCUUUAAAAUAAACCUUUACGCCUUACUUUAAUGUAGGGUUAAAUGGUUACAUGGCACACGGAAUAAAAACAUAAUAAUCACUAGACUGGCCUACUUACAGUUUUUCUCAAUUGCUAGAACACAAUUUCUGAAACCUUGCUCCAUUUUCUGAAAACAUUACAAAACCUCAUCUUCAAGCAUUAUUUACAAAACCUCUGAUUCCUCUUGCAAAAUGAAACUUUCGCCUCAAAACAGAUUUACCUGUGCUCAAAAUCACUCAAACACAUAAACAAAGUGAUCAAAUUUAUAUACAAUAUCAAACAGUCAGUAAGCAAUACCCCAAAAAAUUGAAAACACAUUGUCCAAAACAUAUAUUUCUCAGGAAGAAGUUUUUAAUUUUUUAAUUUUUAAUCUAAAAAACGAAUUUCAUCCAUCAAUGUAUUUUGAUGAACGAAAACAUGUUCUAUCAUAGUAGCUCACUACUCUGCUUUGCUCUUUGUCAGCCAUUGGGUUUCAGUGAUUUAGCUAUUGAGAAAAACUGUAAAUAAAUAUUGUUGAAAUAUUGUUUGUUGUCAGUGUUGGUAUGUAACGAGACCUGCUGAACUUGCAUGUUGACAUAAGUACAUGAAGUUGCCCUGGGGGGAAUUCCAGAAAGCAGGUUAUGUUACACACCCAGCGUUGGAAGAUGGACCGUAUCUGCAGCAGGGUGUUGCUGUUCAUGGUUCUCUGCUCCCAGUCGUCCGCGGGAGAGUCUCAGCUGAUUGGUUCAACAGACCCCAUCGUUGCUGUAGCUGGUGAUGAUGUCAUCCUGCCAUGUUUCCUGGAACCUCCCAUCAAUGCAGAGAACCUGACAGUAGCAUGGACCAGACCUGACCUGAACCCUAAAUAUGUACAUCUCUAUCGGGAUGGUCGUAAAUUACAUGGUGGGAUGAAUUCAUUUUACAAAGACAGGACCAUGCUGUUAGAAGGAGAGCUGAUCAGGGGCAACGUCUCCCUGAAACUGUCCAGAGUGGAGCUUAAGGAUGAUGGGAACUACACCUGCCUUGUUAUUAAGGACGGACAGAAGAAGGAGACUGUCAUCCAGCUCAGUGUUGUGGAGGUCUCUAAACCAGAGGUCUCCAUCCAGGAAGCCAGAGAAGAUGGGAUGGUUCUCAAGUGUGUGUCUGGAGGCUGGUACCCAGAACCUGAGCUGGAGUGGAGGGACAGUGAGGGACGCCUCCUCCCUGCUGAUGUCACACAGACAGACAGACUCCCUGACCCCGGCCCUCACCAACGCUACACUGUGACAAGCAGAGUGACUAUACAGAAGACAGACACCAACAGGUUCACCUGCAGGGUUCAUCUGCAGAGACUCAACCAGAUCAGGGAGACAGAGAUCCAUGUUCCUGAUCACAAGUUUCUUCCAAAGUCAACAGAGGAUGAAACAGGAUAUAUUGAGUCGGUAAAGCACGUACUGACUGUCAUACAAAUCUCUGCGAUCCUUCUGAUACUGCCGCUACAGCUGCUUGUGCAUUUGAUAUCUUAUUGCGCAAAUUUGAUAUAUCACACAUUAUAAUGACAUGAAUAGAAGGUAAAGAAGGGAACGUUUGAAUGAACGUAUGAUCCAAUGUUCAUGUUUAAGUGAAGUUUAUUAGAUACAACACAUUGUUUCGGUUCCUCUGCUCCACUGUCACUUAUUGCACACAGCCUUACUACACUCUUCCACUUCAUAUUUUAUUUUGUACAGUAUUAUUUUGUUAAUAUUAAUGUUAAUAUUUUGUUAUUUUGUUAACUUAUUGUAAAUUAGUUAUGCACCUGCCCACCGAAGUAAAUUUCUUUAUUCCUCUUA